Molecule: messenger RNA, 1069 nt
Organism: Balaenoptera musculus (blue whale)
Lineage: Eukaryota; Metazoa; Chordata; Mammalia; Artiodactyla; Balaenopteridae
Gene: TESMIN
Product: testis expressed metallothionein like protein
Exons: 6
Coding region: 137-1069 (310 amino acids)
Source: RefSeq, a predicted model, not a curated record
CCCUCCGGUGCCUGAGACCCCGGCCGCCGUCGGGUUUCCCCGCGGUCCCCGGCCCGGCCUCGGGUGCGCGGUUCCCGCCGGAUCCCCCUCGCGCCGGGUGCGGGGCGAUGCCCGGGCCCGGGGGCCCCUAGUGGACAUGGAAGAGGCCCCUCUGCUGGGCGGCAUGUCCAGCCCCGAAGACGAGAUGGUGACGGACCUUUUCAGCGCCGAGAGUCAGUUUGUUCCUGAAAACCUUCCCCUGAAAGCCCCGGUGGCGGUGAAGCACGAGGCAGACGAGUUCCACGUCCUCAACGACGCGUACCUGGGCUCCGCGGACCCCAGAGAGGCCCUGCUGCCCGCCUUCAACGCCCCGCUCGGCGGGGACUGCAGGAGCCACGUCAAAGUGGAGCGGCUGGUGGAUGAGGACGGAGAUGAGGAAACGCUCGGGGAGUACGCGAGUCUCCCCGAGCUCAGUCCCCUGGAAGACGCCGUUCUUCCCGCCGCCGCCUGGCAGCCGCAGGCCUACGACCUUCUCUUCCUGUCCUCCCUGCCGACCCCGCACACGAGUCCUGCCGUCGGGCCCCCGGACGCCUGGGCCCAGGAAGGAGCCGCCCACCCCGGCGUCCCCGUGAUUCCAGUUGAAAUCAAGGAAGCAGGUGGUACUAUCACAAGUAACAAUCUGGAGGAAGCAACUUUUCAGAACCCUCUGGCCCAGGAGUCCUGUUGCAAGUUCCCAACAUCACAAGAAGCAGAGGAUGCCUCUGGCUGCUCUCAUAAGAAAGACUCUAACCCAAUGGUGAUAUGUCAGUUGAAAGGGGGUACACAAAUGCUGUAUAUAGACAAUUGUGGCACAAGAGAACUAAAAGCACUUCAUUUGGUUCCUCAGUAUCAAGACCAAAAUAAUUAUCUACAGUCAGAUGUCCCUAAACCUAUGACUACUUUAGUAGGAAGAUUUUUGCCAGUACCAGCAAAUUUAAAUCUCAUUACACAACAACUUGAUAACGGAGCCUUACCAUCCGUAAUCAACGGGUCUGCUUUCCCUUUGGGAUCAACUCUUCCGGGACCACCAAAAAUAACUUUGGCUGGGUAA